Molecule: messenger RNA, 2169 nt
Organism: Penicillium angulare
Lineage: Eukaryota; Fungi; Ascomycota; Eurotiomycetes; Eurotiales; Aspergillaceae
Product: ATP-binding protein
Exons: 5
Coding region: 1-2169 (722 amino acids)
Molecular function (GO): ATP hydrolysis activity; ATP binding
Source: RefSeq, a predicted model, not a curated record
AUGAGGGAUACUACCGAUCUCCCGAUGAGAAAUGGCAAGGUUCACGUAUCAGAGGAUCCCGUCAGCUUGCAUUAUGUGGUCAAAGAAACCAACGGCGCCGUAGACCAAGUGGACUCUACUGAGAGCCUUGAUACCAACGGUAUCACACCUACCAACGGAAUCAAAACACCCAAAGAUGAACCAACGAAGAAAUUGACAAACGGAGCAACGACAAACGGAGCAACGACAAACGGAGCAACGACAAACGGAGCAACGACAAACGGGGACGCCAGUCUAGAGACCAAAAAUGGGAAGAGUGACGAGAACACCACUGAGAAGAAAGAAGACGACAAAAAGGAGGGAGAGGAGAAGGAAGAGGAGAAGAAGUACGAGCCUCAUGGUUCUAUCAUCGAUGUCCACAAGCUAUAUGAGACCAAGCCCGAUGAGAGUGGAAACACAUCAUGGACUAAAGAUUACCCUGAGAGUUUAAUAGCCCCCGCUGAGGAUGAGGAGUCAGCACAGUAUGCGCUGAUUGUCCGACAUUCCAAGUGCUAUGAUGGGCGUAAAAGCCUCUCCCUUCAUUCAAUUGUCGUUCAGAGUGAGCCGCUCAAGGAGUUCCUUGGCAAGGUGCUGGCAAACUACCCGGGUGUCACCACAACCCUGGAGAGACUCGAGUUCAAUACCCCGUUCAAACCCAUGGUUCAUCGCUGGGAGCAAUUUAUCAAGUUCCGCGACGAGGAGCAAGACCCCACCACCAGGAAGCACGUCGAUCUACUCCACAAGAUUAUCGAGGAGGAACUACGCGACAUUAUUUCUCGAAAAAAUGAUCUUAUUCGCAACGGUGUAAUCACCCACGCGCUUAUCUGGACAAUCUUCGAGCCUGGUGAUGUGAUGAUCACCACUUCGAGUGGACGUACCCGCGCAUUCGAAUUCACUGAAGAUGGUAUCUGCUGCCGUACAAAGGCAUGGGUCAUGACGGGCAAAUUCAUCGAGUAUGACGGUGAAGACUUCGGAUAUGACGAGGAGAAUUUCAAACUAUACCCCUUUAUUGGGACCACGCCAAUUACAUCGUUAGAUGUGUCUCCUCUGAAGUAUCACGAAAAGCCAGAAUCCAUCCGAGAGUCUCUGAUUGCGCGCGGGAAGACCUGGGAGGAACACGCCGGAUACCACUAUAAGGCCUACGAAGGUCUGGCCGUCGGGUUCUUCCAGGAUGACCUGAUCAAAUACCACGUCAAGAGCCGUAUAAUUAUUGAUACAGACGCUUUCAACGUCUUUCAUCCCACGAAGUCUAUCAGUGUUUAUGAUGAGGACGAGUGCCCACAGAAGCUGGAAGAUAAGGAUCGCCUCAUCGCCAGUCCUUAUGUACACGGGUACUCGCUGAAAGACAAGGAGUGGCUGCAGUUCUAUCUGGAUUGCGCCAAGGAUAUCGAAUGGAACUCAGAUGCCUUUGAGUCUUUGGUACCACCCAGAGGUCACGAAGAGCUCAAGGAGCUAAUUCUGGGAAUUGCCACAGCUCAAGCUAAGAAAGAGGAUCGUUUCGAUGAUAUUGUUUCGGGCAAGGGCCAAGGAAUUAUUAUGCAGCUUAGUGGUCCCCCUGGAGUCGGUAAGACGUUGACAGCCGAGUGCGUCGCUGAGGUCAUGCGUGUACCGCUUUAUGCGAUGAGUGCUGGUGAACUAGGUAUCAGCGCUGAGAAAGUGGAGCGAAGUCUCAAGGAUAUCCUGCGGAUGAUCCCCAAAUGGGGCGCUGUUCUGCUUCUGGAUGAGGCGGAUGUAUUUAUGGAAGCACGUAGUGCUACUGAUAUUAUGAGGAAUGAGCUGGUAUCAAUAUUCCUUCGCAUGUUGGAAUACUAUGAGGGAAUCCUAUUUCUCACCACCAACCGAGCCGAGAAUAUUGACCCUGCUUUCGAAUCUCGAAUCCAUCUUGCAAUCGCUUACGAUGAGCUUGACGUUAUUUCAAGGCGCCAGAUCUGGGUCCAGUUCCUGGAGCGAACAGACAACACCGAUGAAUUUACAGACGCACAGCUGGAGAAGCUGUCGGCCAUCGAGAUGAAUGGGCGACAGAUCAAGAAUCUGCUGAAGAUAGCGGGCCUGGUCGCACGUUCACAGAAGUCCAAGCUAGGAUGGUCGCAGAUCCAAGCUAUUCUGAAGCUCCGUCAAAGCAAUGCCCACAAGCCAACUUUCUACAUCUAA